This is a messenger RNA of Loxodonta africana (African savanna elephant), 4334 nucleotides long. RefSeq names its product family with sequence similarity 81 member A (gene FAM81A). The transcript has 7 exons. The record is from RefSeq and is a predicted model, not a curated record. Lineage: Eukaryota; Metazoa; Chordata; Mammalia; Proboscidea; Elephantidae. Bases 453 to 1574 code for a protein of 373 amino acids.
UGGAGCUGAAUUGAGUGGCUCCCCUUAACUGGGGAGCGUCCUUUCCAAUUCUCCAAAGUCUCCACCACUCCCUAUUGUACCGUAGGCUAUGUGCUUCUCUUGUUGAUGUCACCUGCCUGACCCCUGUAGGCAUUUGAGUUUCUAACUACUGCUUUAGAGGGAGGGAGGAGAAGGAGGGCGUGUUAGGAGACCUUGUUAAUAAGCUUGAUCUUGAAAACACAGCCUGUACUGGGAAAACAUCUCGGCAUGCUGAAUUCUGACAGCCUUCUGUUCCUGGAGGUCUUGGAGCCUGGGACCAGCACGUUGGGGUCUCUGGGCACGAUUGUUUACAGAUGUUACCUGGUUCAUGAAGAAAGCUCUUUUGGGCAGAAACCCAUUUAGCUUGUAGGGACAGAUAAUUUGUAUUAUCAUCUCUGGGAAACUUGAAUCUGGCUUUAAUUUUCUUUCCCCCAAUGAGCCACCCUCAUGACGUGGUUCCCUUCUGCAGGCGAGUUAGAACCAUGCCCCGUCACAGCCAGUCUCUGACCAUGGCACCCUACUCAUCCGUGAGUCUAGUGGAGCAGCUGGAAGACAGGAUCCUCUGCCACGAGAAAACUACCGCCGCCCUCGUGGAACACGCCUUCCGGAUUAAAGACGACAUUGUCAACAGCCUGCAGAAGAUGCAGAACAAAGGAGGAGGUGACCGGCUGGCCAGGCUGUUUUUGGAGGAGCACAUCAGGAACAUAACCGCCAUAGUGAAGCAGCUCAAUCGGGAUAUUGAGGUACUCCAAGAGCAGAUCCGGGCCCGGGACAACAUUAGCUACGGAACGAAUUCUGCCUUAAAGACCCUGGAGAUGCGGCAGCUCUCUGGCUUGGGGGAUCUCCGAGGAAGAGUGGCAAGAUGUGACGCCAGCAUAGCCAGACUCUCUGCAGAGCACAAAUCGACCUAUGAGGGGCUUCAGCACUUGAACAAGGAACAACAAGCUGCAAAACUCAUCUUGGAAACAAAAAUUAAAGAUGCAGAGGGACAGAUUUCUCAGCUUUUGAACAGAGUGGACUUGUCAAUAUCAGAGCAAAGCACCAAGCUGAAGCUGUCCCACAGGGAUAGUAACCACCAGCUUCAGCUUCUGGAUACCAAACUAAAAGGUACAGUCGAGGAACUCAGUAACCAGAUUUUGUCUGCACGGAAUUGGUUGCAACAAGAACAAGAACGGAUAGAAAAAGAACUUUUACAGAAAAUUGACCAGCUUUCCUUGGUUGUUAAGGAAAAUAGUGGAGCCAGUGAGAGGGACCUAGAGAAGAAGCUCAGCCAUAUGUCAGCCAGACUGGACAAAAUAGAAGAGAGUCAAAAGAAGACUCUGGAAGUACAGAGACCAAAGCAGGAAGAGGAGAAGCUGCACGGGCGAAUCGGCAAGCUGGAGUUACAGAUGAGCGAGGACCUGAAGGAGAUGAAGGCAGAAAUUAAUGCUGGGUUUGCAGCCAUCUAUGAAAGCAUAGGAUCCCUCAGGCAAGUUCUUGAAGCCAAGAUGAAGCUGGACAAGGACCAGCUACAGAAGCAAAUCCAACAGAUGCAGAAGCCAGAAGCUCCCAUGUGAAGGGGGUCGGGACAAGGACCUGAAAGGAGGUCUUGCCAGCGGGGCUCGGAGCUCUGCAGCCAGGCUGUCGCCGCAUUGCGGGUCGUUCCAUCCAUGGCAUGCAUGUGCCAAGUAAUGUGCUUUCAUGGGUCUGAAUGUUUACCUUGAGUCUUGAAGACACUUUCCUUAAAAUUAUUAAAUACAAUUUUUACCGUUUUACUUCACAUAUCUAAAUUCAACGGAAUUUUUGUCCCCCGGGUUUUGAAAGACUUCAUUUUACGAAUGAAAAGACUUACUUUCUCUUUAAUGCUCGAUGCUCUAGCCAAGACUGUUUCCUAUUUUGAAAAUGUCAUGGUAAUUUCUUUAAAUCAAGAAAUUAAUGAGUUGUCCCAGGAAUGUUUCUCCUUGCCCUAAAUUUUAAGAGAUUGCCCUGAUAGGUUAAAUUCAACUUUUGAGUCCGUAUUUGGAUUUUAUUAUUGUUGUUUGUGCUUUUCUUAUAUUGGUUAUCUUCCUGUACAUCUUAUGUCUUUUGUAGGGGAAGAAGGAUUUCACAAUUGGGAAAAAACUUAAAAUUUAUGUAAUGAAAAUAGUCUUAAGAAUUGAUAACUGCCAUAUAGAUUGCAAAUGAAAAUGGAAACUUAAGACAAUUAUCCAGAUAAUGUAAGGCACAAUAUCUAUGUCAGCCACCUAAUUGUACUGGGUUUUAAUAUUUAAAACUAUUUUUCAAUUAUCCACAGCCUAUAUAGUGAGAGCCAUAUGUCUACUAAUAGAAUAGUGGUUAACAGCCUGUGUAUUGUACAAUUAACUGUUCAUGAACCAUAAUGGGAUGUAAGAAUUUUUUAGGCUUUAUGAUCUCCUCUCUAAACUUUUCCAAAUUGGCACCAAGUGCUAGGGUCUGUAUACACUUAUCAUAACUAUAUUCUUGUGCCUUGGUUUUAUCAUGUCAACACUCUGUACCCUAGAGAAGUUUUGCAGACAAAAUAGAAGGCAUGAUAAUACAUCAGAAUUAUGAUGUAAAAAUGGGAUCCUAUGUAUUUUUUAAAUGUCCUAAAAUUUUAUCACUGUUCAGAUAUUAAUCGUUUAGUAUUAUUAAUGAGUUAGAAAUUCACACUUUUGUAUAGACAGAGAAUCAAACUGAUAAUUGCAUUUAUAACAACAAACUUCCAUCUUGAGCAACUCUGUAGGUGAUGGGUGUCUUAUUUUCCAUCGCCGUAUCGGAUUAGUCGUGAAAACUGGCACCCUUGCUGUUUGUUCACAUGUGCUUGUAGAAAUUGACAGUGAGACCCACCGUUCUAAACUAUGAGGGUACCCCAGGAAAAAGAAAAACAGGAAUACUUAAAAAAGAAUUUUAAAACACUUUGUUUGCCAAGGACUCAGGAAAAUAAAAGCAUUUUCUAUUUUUAGGACAAAUCAUUAAUGAAAUGUCUAACUGGCUAUUACUGUUUACCCACAUAAAAUAUGCUGCCAGAGUAUACCACAUUUUACCCAUUGAGGAAUGACCUGACAAAAUUAAAAAAAAAAAAAAUGGAUGUCAGGGUUUCAAUGAAGAGCAUGUCCUCUGACGCGUAUUUCCUUUUUUGUCAUGCAUCUUGUCCUCUCUAUAGAGGAAGAAUCUUCCCACUUUGCCAAGAAACAAAUGGUUAUGCUCCCUUGGAAUCAGGAAGUGACUUUCUUUUUGAGCUAGAGUGACCACAUUUAGUGCACUUCUCUGUAUUUGAGCACAAGCCACAGUGUCACCUCCCCCAGCGUCUCUCUCCUUCAGGGUCUCCACGGAGGAAGAGUCGGCACACCUGACACCUGGGAAGAGGGAAACGGGGAACACCAGCUGGACUCUGGCCAAGAGGGUGGGGGUGGUGAUGUGAGCCGGUGACGCCUGGCUGUCAGCUGAAUUUCUCAGGUGCUUCUAAUGUCCCACCCCUGCAGUGAGCUAUGGCAGGGGCUCUCCACCCUGGCUAUAUAUUCGAACCCCAUGGGGAAUUUAAAAAGCUAUUGAUGCCCUGGCUGCACCCCAGACCAAUUAAAUGUGCAUCUCAGAGGGAUGGGGCACCGGAAGGAGUGUGUAUGAAAGGCCCCCAGGUGAUGCAGUGUGCAGCCAAGGUUGUGAGCCACUGAGCUACAGCCUGUCUUAUCACCAAAGUUUAAACAAGGAUCAGCUCCCGUGUUCUUUCCUUUACCAGAAAUUUGCAAUAAAAAGAAUAAAACUACAACAUAAAUGUGGUGUAUGAUUUUUAAAUUAAAAAGUCUGAGUGUGAGGUGAAAACUUAAUUAGGUAAGAUGCCACAGGAAAUGCUCCUCCUUUCUGUGGUUGAAAUAAAAUCCUGAUGUCCUGGCAGGCCCUCUGGGGCUUGGAAAGUCAUUGGGAAUUGCCCUCUCCAUGGGUCUCUGGGGCUGCCUGCCUUCUCUGCUUCCUUCUCGCCUCUGUAAUAACACCAGUGACAUUUCUGGAGCGUGCUCCGGGCCAGGCACUGUGCUUCGCCCCUCGUGUGUAUUAACUCGUUUCAUCCUCAUGACAACUAGUUAAGUACUAGUUUGCUUCCCCAUUAUACAGACGAGGAAACUAAGUCAUCUAGAGGUUAAGUAACCUGCCCAAAAUCCCACGGCUAAUAAGAGGGACCAUGAUUCAAACCUACUUCCACAGUCUGGCUGCCUAACCAGGGUUCUAAACUAUUUCUGAAAAUAUACUCUUGCUUCCUCUGUGACUCUGACUGUCCAGACCACUGAUUCCGGCUCCAUCUCUACAUGACCUUAAGUUUCCACUGUCUAACUAGCUUAGCUUUUCAA